AUGAUUGAAAUCAAGUCUGAAAUUGUUUCCAGGCAAACCAUCAAACCCUCCACCCCAACUCCUCCCCACCUGAAAACCUUCAAGCUUUCUCUUCUUGAUCAAAUCUCCCCUGAUAUCCAUGGCAACAUGACCUUCUUCUACCCUUCAGAUAGCACCACUCAUUCUAUCUCUAACCACCAUUACUUCUUUGAAAAAUCCAAGCUCCUCCAAGACUCCAUUUCCAAAACACUCUCCCUCUUUUACCCACUCGGUGGUCGUCUCCUGGACGCUGCCACCGUUGAUUGUAACGACGAAGGUGCUUUCUUUGUGGAAGCCAAAGUCAACAUUCCAUUAUCCCAUUUCCUUAAUCAACCUGACUUUAUUCUCAUGGACCAUUUCUUACCCACCACUGAUCCUACAACCAUGGAAUUGUCCAAUGGUGCCAUGUUUCUCGUUCGGUUCACUAGCUUCACUUGUGGUGGUGUGGCUAUCAGUCUCUCCCUCACUCACAAAGUCGCCGAUGUAUCUGCACUACUCACUCUUCUUCAGUGCUGGUCAUCUGUUUCUCGCGGAUUGAGUGACCCCAUCACCCCUGAUCUUAUCGGAGAAAAAUUUUUGGCACCCAGAGAUGAACUCUCUGCCAUGUCUGUAUCUGUUGACGUUGCUGUUGAAAAGUUUGAGCAGAGGAGAUUUGUAUUUAGCGCCUCAAAGAUUGCAGAAUUGAAGGCUAAAGUCGAUAAGGAAUUUCAAAAGGCGUUGCAAAGCCAUCCCUCUCGGGUGGAGGUGGUUUUGGCACUGUUAUGGAAAUGUGCGGUGGCUACUAAGAAGAAAAAAACUGGAUCAUUCGGGCCGACAGCAUUGUUUCAAGCAAUCAACUUGCGUAAAAGGUUGUCUCCGUUACCGGAAACUGCAGUUGGGAACUUCAUAUGGCCAUUUAUGGUGCUUGCAUAUGAAGAGAAAGAUUUAGAGCUACAUGAGUUAGUGAUUCAAAUGAGAAAAUCCUUGAACGAAUUCAAUAACACCAAGGCAAACAUGUUCACAGGCGAAGGUGCUCCAUUGGCGAUCAUGGGAGCCAUAAAAGAGAGAGGAGAGUUCUUCAGAAACAACAAAGAAAUGACCGUUUACAAGUGUUCAAGUUGGUGCAAAUUUCCUUUAUAUGACACUGAUUUUGGUUGGGGGCAGCCGAUAUGGCAUGUCAGUGUAAACAAAUUGGUGAGUAACACGAUUGCAUUAGCUGACACACGAUCCAGAGAUGGGAUUGAAGCUCACUUGACUUUGGAUGAAGAAGAAAUGGCCUUGUUUAAACAAAAUGAAGAACUCCUGAAAUAUGCUACUCUUAACCCCAGUAUUUAUGCUUAA
Messenger RNA from Gossypium arboreum, 1338 nucleotides. Its product is annotated as acyltransferase Pun1-like. Bases 1 to 1338 code for a protein of 445 amino acids. Lineage: Eukaryota; Viridiplantae; Streptophyta; Magnoliopsida; Malvales; Malvaceae. The transcript has a single exon. The record is from RefSeq and is a predicted model, not a curated record.